UCAAUCUAGUCUGAGAGCGACUUUUAGGACUGAGGGACUACCGCUGUUGGACUCUUUGGGGGAAAACUUGUUUUUGCUUCUUGCGAGUCUGAACCUCUUUUUGUGGAAAUACAAGCUCUCCGCUCUCAAUCGCCUGGAAAGAUGCUGCUCCUACUACUGGGAAUCAUCCUCCUGCACGUCGCUGCUCUGGUUCUCCUGUUUGUGUCAACAAUUGUCAGCGUAUGGACGUCAGGUGACACUAGCACCUCAGACCUCUGGAUAAACUGCUCCACUGCCAAUGGAGGAUACCACUGUGACCCAGCAUCAACUGGAGAGUGGAUUCAGGCGGUCCAGGCUCUCAUGAUCCUAUCCAUCAUCUUCAGCUGCCUCUCUCUCUUCCUCUUCUUCUGCCAGCUCUUCACUUUGCAGAAGGGUGGACGCUUCUUCCUCACUGGAACCUUCCAGAUCCUUGCCAGUUUGUUCGUGAUGAGCGGAGCCAUCAUCUACACGGUGAUGAGUCCGGAGUGGGUGCCGGAGACAAACGCCUUCGGCUACUCCUACAUCCUGGCGUGGGUGGCCUUCCCUUUGGCGCUGAUCAGCGGACUCAUCUAUGUCAUCUUGAGGAAGCGAGAAUGAGCCAUCACUCCAUCCCAGUGUUCCCAGUAACCCAAUGCCCAACUGCAAGUGUCAUCAGUUCCCCUCUGAAGUAUAAGUUCUGAUGCCUAAAGUACCAAUGGCCAAUGGAGCCACCAGGCCAAUACACCCAGGUCACACCAAAGGGGGGUAAUACCAAAAAUCAACAUGCAAACAAACACAACAACAACCAAUACUGUCUCGUUUGAAAGUUGUAUAUAGUAUCUAUGGUUUAAAACCUAUUUAUAACACUUUUUACAUAUAUGUACAUAGUUUUUGUGUUGCUCUGUCAACAGAUACUUGUAUGAGCUUUGUUUUAGCUGAUUAAGUGCCUCAGUGUUUGUUUGUAAUGAUGAAAUAAUUAGAAGCUAUUUUGUUGUGUUUUCUUUUUUUGUUUUUGCCUUUUUUGUGUUUUGGUAACUGCCAAAGAAUCAGUAAAAAUGAAAUGAAAAAAAACUUCUUGAAGUAUAUUAACCAAAGUGCAUGUAUAGAAAUAGAAGGGUCAGGAGGAUUUUUUUUUUUUUUUUUUAAACAAUAGGCUUGCUUUACAAAAAAAAACCAGAGUGGUAACAUCCAUGGAUGUAGCAUAGCCACGAAAGAUUAGGUCCUUUUCUAUUUUGUGGAUUUGCAAGUUUCAGUGUUUUCAUUUUCGGUAUUUUUUCUAUUUCUUAUUUUCAACAAAAAAAAGAUGGUGCUAUUAUAUUUAUCAUUCCUAUUACUGAUAGCAAUCAUUUACAACAGAGUUAUUUUGUUAUUGUUUAGAGUCAAACCGCUUGCCAUUAAUUACAGUGAGAACCAGAGAGAUGUUCCACCUGUAUAUACAGUGCCUGACUGCUUCUUUUAGGGAACACGGCCUAUUUCACAUUGCAGUGUCUGACUUUUUUUUUUUCUUUAUCGGCUACUGUAAAAAAAAAAAGAAAAAAGAAUAGAGCUUGGGGUGGAGCAUUGAUGAAAUCAAAAGUCAUUUGGAACAUCAGUAUUUUUCUGCAAGAGUUAGAUCACAGUGAAAUUACUUUACAGAGGCUUCAUUUUUAGCUCUAUAGCUCUUACUUUUCCCUUGUUCUCAUGUCUGUGUUCACUUCGUGACCAUGGCUGUUAAAGCCUCAAGAAGUCAGAUUGCCUAUUUAGUCAAGUACCAUAAAUAAAAAAUAACACUGUGGGACAUUAUAGUCUGAGAAAAAAAAAA
Molecule: messenger RNA, 1798 nt
Organism: Seriola dumerili (greater amberjack)
Lineage: Eukaryota; Metazoa; Chordata; Actinopteri; Carangiformes; Carangidae
Gene: pmp22b
Product: peripheral myelin protein 22
Exons: 5
Coding region: 142-615 (157 amino acids)
Cellular component (GO): plasma membrane
Source: RefSeq, a predicted model, not a curated record